Molecule: messenger RNA, 2331 nt
Organism: Candida albicans SC5314
Lineage: Eukaryota; Fungi; Ascomycota; Pichiomycetes; Serinales; Debaryomycetaceae
Gene: LEU1
Product: 3-isopropylmalate dehydratase
Exons: 1
Coding region: 1-2331 (776 amino acids)
Biological process (GO): L-leucine biosynthetic process
Cellular component (GO): 3-isopropylmalate dehydratase complex
Molecular function (GO): 4 iron, 4 sulfur cluster binding; 3-isopropylmalate dehydratase activity
Source: RefSeq, a predicted model, not a curated record
AUGGCUCCUAAAACAUUAUACGACAAGGUCUUUGAAGACCAUAUAGUUCAUAAAGACGAUUCUGGUUCAUAUUUAUUAUACAUUGAUAGACAUUUAGUCCAUGAGGUUACUUCCCCACAAGCAUUUGAAGGGUUAAAGAAUGCUGGUCGUUCAGUCAGAAGAACCGAUUGUACAUUAGCCACAGUUGAUCAUAAUAUCCCAACUAUUUCAAGAGCAAAUUUCAAGAAUGUCGAUUCAUUCAUAGAGCAAGAUGAUUCUAGAUUGCAAGUUAAGACUUUAGAACAAAACGUCAAGGAUUUUGAUGUUACUUAUUUUGGUAUGACAGACGACAGACAAGGUAUUGUCCAUGUUGUUGGUCCAGAACAAGGUUUCACUUUACCAGGUACCACUGUUGUUUGUGGUGACUCCCAUACUUCUACUCAUGGUGCCUUUGGUUCAUUGGCUUUUGGUAUUGGUACUUCUGAAGUGGAACAUGUUUUAGCUACGCAAACUAUUAUUCAAGCCAAAUCGAAAAACAUGAGAAUUACUAUUGAUGGUGAUUUGUCUGAAGGUAUCACUUCGAAAGAUUUGGUUUUGCAUGUCAUUGGUGUUAUUGGUACUGCUGGUGGUACUGGUUGUGUUAUUGAAUUUGCUGGUAAAGCCAUUGAGAAUUUGUCAAUGGAAGCAAGAAUGUCGAUAUGUAAUAUGGCCAUUGAAGCCGGUGCCAGAGCUGGUAUGAUCAAACCAGAUGAUACUACAUUCAAUUACAUCAAAGGUAGACCAUUGGCUCCAAAGGGACAAGAAUGGGAAAAGGCCAUGAAAUAUUGGAAAACUUUACAUACUGAUGAAGGAGCUAAGUUUGAUUACGAUAUUAAAAUUGCUGCUUCCGAUAUUGUUCCAACUAUCACUUGGGGUAACUCACCACAAGAUGCGUUACCAAUAACUGCUAGUGUCCCAGACCCAGCAACUGUGACCGAUCCAAUUAAGAAAUCGGGUAUGGAAAGAGCAUUGAAAUAUCAAGGUUUAACUCCAAACACACCUUUCAAAGAAAUCAAAAUUGAUAAAGCAUUCAUUGGUUCAUGUACCAACUCUCGUAUUGAAGAUUUAAGAGCAGCUGCUAAAGUUGCCAAAGGUCACAAAAAAGCCGACAAUGUGAAAUUGGUCUUGGUGGUGCCGGGUUCUGGUUUAAUUAAAAAGCAAGCUGAAAAAGAAGGUUUGGAUAAGAUUUUUGAAGCCGCUGGAUUUUCAUGGAGAGAAGCCGGAUGUUCAAUGUGUCUUGGUAUGAACCCAGAUAUUUUGGAUCCUGAAGAAAGAUGUGCUUCUACUUCCAACAGAAAUUUCGAAGGUCGUCAAGGUGCUCUUUCAAGAACCCAUUUGAUGUCACCAGCCAUGGCUGCUGCUGCUGCUAUUAAAGGUCAUUUCACUGAUAUUAGAGAAUUUGACUAUGCCACACAAGAUGAACCUCAAAUACAAAUUGCUCAUGAAAUUGAAGACAAAGAAUUACAAGAAGCUGUUUAUGAGCACGAAAAGGAAUACAUUGAAGAUACCCCAGAAACUCAAGCAGAAAGACUUGAAGACAUUCCAAAAGAUGAACCAGAAUUUAAAAGGGCCAGAACCGAGAUCGACAACUCUGCUGCUGGUACUCCUAGUAUUGAUAACAGUUUCAAAGUUUUAACUGGUAUUACUGCUCCAUUAUACAAAGCCAAUGUUGAUACUGAUGCCAUUAUUCCAAAACAAUUUUUGAAAACAAUCAAGAGAACCGGAUUAAAAGAUGGUUUGUUUUAUGAAUUGAGAUUUGUUAAAGGUGAAAAUGGUAAAGAUGUGGAAACUGAUUUUGUAUUGAAUACUGAACCAUAUAGAAAGGCAGAAAUUUUAUUGGUGACAGGAGACAAUUUUGGUUGUGGAUCAAGUCGUGAGCAUGCUCCUUGGGCUUUGAAAGAUUUUGGUAUCAAAAGUAUAAUUGCCCCAUCAUUUGGUGAUAUCUUUUAUAAUAAUUCUUUUAAAAAUUUCCUUUUGCCAAUCAGAAUACCGCAAGAAAUCAUUGAAUCUAAAUUGGUUCCCGUUGUUACAUCAGGUCAUAGAUUGACGAUAGAUUUGCCAAACCAGCAAAUCAGAGACGGUGAAACCGACGAAGUCUUGAUUGAACAUUUCGAUGUGGAAGAGUUUAGAAAACAUUGUUUGGUCAAUGGAUUAGAUGAUAUUGGUUUGACUUUACAAAAAGAAGAAUAUAUUAAAGAAUAUGAAGCUAAAAGAAGAAUCAAGUUUUCUUUCUUGGAAGGAGGUUCUAAAUUAAUCAAACCUAUAAAAGGUACUAAAAAGAGUAUUUACGGUAACAGAGCACAAGAAUGGUAA